Messenger RNA from Pipistrellus nathusii (Nathusius's pipistrelle), 1026 nucleotides. Lineage: Eukaryota; Metazoa; Chordata; Mammalia; Chiroptera; Vespertilionidae. The record is from the annotation of a GenBank genome assembly.
AUGGCGGCGGCUGCAGCUGGACCUGCAACAACCCAAAGGUUUUGCCCGAGCUUCUCGGAUGCUCUGAUUGACGAGGACCCCCAGGCGGCUUUAGAGGAGCUGACUAAGGCUUUGGAACAGAAACCAGAUGAUGCACAAUAUUAUUGUCAAAGAGCUUAUUGUCACAUCCUUCUUGGGAAUUACUCUGAUGCUGUUGCUGAUGCAAAGAAAUCUCUUGAAUUUAAUCCUAAUAAUCCCACUGCUAUGAUGAGAAAAGGGAUAUGUGAAUACCAUAAAAAAAACUAUGCUGCUGCUCUGGAAACAUUUACAGAAGGACAGAAAUUAGAUAGUGCAGAUGCUGAUUUUAUUGUCUGGAUUAAAAGGUGUCAAGAAGCUCAGAAUGAGUUACAAUCAACGGCGUCUGUAUCCCAGAGGAAUUCUCAGCCGAAAAUCAAGUAUGACUGGUAUCAAACAGAAUCUCAAGUAAUCAUUACACUUAUGAUCAAGAAUGUUCAGAAGAAUGACGUAAAUGUGGAAUUUUCAGAAAAAGAGUUGUCUGCUUUGGUGAAACUUCCUGCUGAAGAGGAUUACAAUUUGAAUCUGAGACUACUUCAUUCUAUAAUACCAGAACAGAGCAUGUUUAAAGUUCUUUCAACAAAGAUUGAAAUUAAAAUGAAAAAGUCAGAGGCUGUGAGAUGGGAAAAGCUAGAGCGAGAAGAAGAAGUGCCUAAGCCAAAACAGUUGGUAGCAGAUGUAAAGAACCUAUAUCCAUCAUCAUCUCUUUAUACAAGAAAUUGGGAUAAAUUGGUUGGAGAAAUCAAGGAAGAAGAAAAGAAUGAGAAGUUGGAGGGAGAUGCAGCUUUAAACAAAUUAUUUCAACAGAUCUAUUCAGAUGGUUCUGAUGAAGUGAAACGUGCCAUGAACAAAUCAUUUAUGGAGUCUGGUGGUACAGUUUUGAGUACCAACUGGUCUGAUGUAGGUAAAAGAAAAGUUGAAAUCAACCCUCCUGAUGAUAUGGAAUGGAAAAACACCUGGUAUAUGAAGUGA